AUGUUUUUCUUCUUGUUGCCGCCCUCCAAUUCAAUCACUGAAUGCGAUGUACUGGACUCGAAAUGGAUGAAAAUCCAAUUACUUGGAAACAACCCAAACAACGAAAACGCUAGCGCGCCGAGACAGUCUGUGAAUAAAUCCGAGAACCCAGUACUGAAACACAAGACGACAUUGAUCACAACGAAAACUUGUUCGCAACACUACUUUCUUCUUAUUCUGGUUUCUUCAGCGCCUUGUAAUCUACAGCGAAGGAAAGACAUCCGCCAAACAUGGGGUGUAGACUUUGCUUUGAAUCCUCGCUGGAAGACUGUCUUCCUUGUGGCCCAGACGCGGAACAAGAGCGUAUCAGACCGGUCAGUAUAAAAUAUGGACUACGGACUGCGGACUACGGACUGCGGACUGAGUAUAAAAUACGGACUAGGUAUAAAACGCGGACUGGAAAAUACGGACUGGGUAUAAAACACGGACUAGGUAUAAAACGCGGACUGCGGACUGGGUAUAAAAUACGGGCUACGGACUACUUUGGUAAAAACGGUGCCAAUUGGUUCUAGGUAAGGAAAAAUAAGAUCAAAAGAUCGCUAAAUAGCAAGACACGUAAUAGUUGUAAAUACUCCCAUGAAUUUUUGGUGGAGGUGUGCCGCCCGGUUCUCUGAAUCAUGAGCCAGAUCAAAAUGCUAUUUUCUUCACCCAUUUUUAGACCUUGUGUCAGGAUCAGGGGGGUACUCCCUUAUGUAAGGGAAGGGUAGGGGUUUUGGGCCUUUUUGGUCUCAAAACACUUUGCCCAUUUUGGUCUGGAAUCGUGUAUGGUUUUUCGAGGGAACUACGGGAGCAUACAUGAAUGGACGUAUUUAUCGUUUCAAUUCCAAAUGAAUAAGAACGAAAUAGAAAUGUGCGAAUUCGAAAUGCAUUUGGAGAAUUUUUUGUUUUGUUUCCGCUCUAACUUGGUAAUGAUGACAUAAUUUCUGCCUAAUUAUACCGAACCUGUUCCAGGCUGCGAGAUAGCUGGGUCCGCUGAAUUGAGAAAGCGCGAACACGAAAAUAAAACGGGAAAAAAAUGGGGAGUCUCCCCAACUAUCUGAGAACCUGGAACAGGCUAAAUUAGGCCAGGUCCGAAAAUGGGUGUGGAUUUUAGAGAUCUGGUCUGAAAAUGGGUGUGGAAAAUAACAUUUUUUGGUCUGCAAUAAGGUCAGGAUUCGGAGAACCGGGCACCACCCCCCACCAAGAAUUCCCAGUACUUCCCCCCUCCGGGGAUCAGGAGCAGGGUGUAAAUCAUGUCAUCAUAAUCAUCGCUUGGAAUAUAACGUUGGAUGACUCAUUUCGGUUAUUAUUCACGUAUGUGAGUAAUCCCUCCCCCCUUGCCCUCCCCCCUAAAUACCGCUUUUGUGCAUCGCGGAAUGCCCUACAUUGACCUUCUCGUCUGAGUUCUUCAUUCAGUCCUCAUACGGAAUUGUGGUAUUCGAUAAGAAUUUUACUGAUCUAACACCAAUACCUUUUUUUAAAUUCGGUGCUUCUUAUUGGUUUAAAACUACAAAUUGAAAUCUGUUCUAACUCCUUCUUUUCAUAAAAUUCAGAGUAAAAUUUCAGUUGCCUUGAGUACCGGCAUAACCUUCCUUCUCCGUGGGAAGAAUAGACUACGUGAACAGCCAAGGGAAUGUUAAAGUUGGGAUUACUGUUUUUGCUAGUCCGCUUUCCAUUUCUCUCAGUUUUACCUUUCUAAAGCUGUUUUUAUUUACAUAGUCCGUAGUCCGCGUUUUAUACCCAGUCCGUGUUUUAUACUCAGUCCGGAGUCCGCGUUUUAUACCUAGUCCGUAUUUUAUACCCAGUCCGCAGUCCGUGGUCCGCAGUCCGCAGUCCAUGUUUUAUACUGACCGCGUAUCAGACUUAUUACUGAAAGAGGAAAACGUUUUCGGGGACCUUGUACGAGCGCAAUUCUACGAUCAUUACUGGAAUCAGACCCUUAAGAUACAAAUGGCAUUUGAGUGGGCUUUCAUGUAUUGUAAUUUUUCCUUUCUUUUAAAAAUGGACGAUGAUACAUUUGUUGAUGUUAAAGGUUUAAUCUCACUACUUGCCAAGCCUGCAACUCCUCAAGGAAAGCUUUAUAUUGGAAAGUGUUUUGCGAAAGCCUUAGUGAAGAGGAAGGGAAAAUGGAACAUUUCGUUUGAAGAUUAUAAUGCAACAUUCUAUCCAGAGUAUUGUUCUGGGUUUGGAAUUGUCUUAUCUUCUGAUGUUAUUAAUAAGUUAGUUGAUUUGUUUGACGUUGUCCCAAAGUUCAAAGUCGACGAUGUUUACAUCGGUAUGCUGGCCGAAAAAGCUGCUGUGAAACCUAUUUUUAAGGGUGAUUUUUUUAGCAGAUUUUCCAUGCAACCACUGGGAAGUAAUAGCUGCGUCGAUCUGAAGAAGUAUAUUUGAGUUGUUUCGAGCUACAUUAUGUAUUUAGACUGAAAUGACUGUUUUGAAGUGAUUCCCGUCACAAAGUAAAACUAAAAUUUAUCCCGUGGUUCGGUUUUAUCUUUGGUUUGUUUUACAGUCAAACCAGGUCAAGAGUUACCCCCCAAGAAUCCAUUAAUGAAUUUAUUAUUCAAAAGUUGAAUCUAUUGCUAGUUGUAGAUUUCAGAUUGAUCUCUGCAUUCUUGUAUGUGUAAUGAGCCCUGAAUUCACACGCGAGGCAGUUAUGAAAUUUCUGCCAGCUCCAUUUUCCUGAAAUUGAAGUAAAUGUCUUCUAAGAAGCUUAAUCCAUUCAAAGAUUUCCAAUCUGACCAAAUACAGAGAAGUUCUCGUAAAAUAUUCAAUGCUCAUUACGCAUGCAGAAAUGCCGCUUUGAAUUUGACACCAGUUACGGGAACGGCUAACGGAUUCAUUUUUCAAAUAAUCAAUUCACUGAUAGAAUGCCUUACUUGGUUUGACUGUAAAAUCAUUCUCAUGCAUACUAACCAUACCUAAAAUCAAUGAAAGUAAAAUUUGAACCAAUGAUAAAAUUAAAGCACAUCAUUUAUUGCAAGGAAGUCAGUCGUCACUCGUUGACGUAAAAAUCUCGGAACCUAGAGACUAAAUGCUAAAUGACUCAAACGUAAGAAAUACUGAGGAAGAAACACUCGGAAUAGAACAAACACGUUUACGCUGAGUACUUUGUUAUGACUACAGUCGACUCCCGAUAAAACUCGAACCCUCUAUAACUCGAACCUCCCGCUAACUCGAAGCAAUUUUCAUAUCCCUUCAGAUCAUUUUCAAUAUAAUUUUGCCCUUGAUAACUCGAACUCCCGAUAACUCGAACUUUUUUCAAUUUUCCUUGAAGGUUCGAAUUAUCGGGAGUCUACUGUAUUUGUUUAUUUCAAGGACCCAAUUAGAAUAUGAAGUAAUGUUUUCUAGUACUUUCUAUGACAAGAUAAGAACUGGAUAAACAGGUUUUUGUGUCUUCGGGUUAUAUAAGCAGUUUCAACAUACCAGUGUGCGCUCUUUUAUCGUGUAUCGAUCUGUAACGGAGUUCUCUUAAGUUUCUGGUAGAAAUUAAAGUUCAAGUUGCGUUUAACAAAUUUGUGGCUGUCACAGACGUUCAAGUUGAAUCUUAACAAGAAGGGAGGGAAAUUAGUACUUUACCCGGGGGCUGGGAGGGAGGGGGGGGGGCUACUCAACGAAGUUCUAUUGCACAAAGGCUCCACCCCGAGGUCCAACCCCUUACUCUUUUUAGUGUUUUUUCGUAUCAUUUUUUCGGUACCCCUUUCGUUUAUCGUCUAUUGACAAAUGAUACGCCUUUCACAUAUCUAGUUUAGAACUUUACAUCCCUUUUACCUGCUGUAAAUGCGCCCUCUUUGAAAUCUGAAUAAAUCAAAAGCCAUACUGGGAACGUUUUCUCGACUUUUUCACAGCCAUAAAAUGACCUUUCUGGCAUUUUUGCAGACGGACGGAAAUGACAGAUUUCCCUACCCUUUUAUACUUCAACAGGUAAAAUCCAUACCAUUUCAUAAACCUGAACCUGAAAAAGGUACCCCUUUCGGGCGGACUCUCCCCGUAUAGACCCGAAGUACCCCCGGACAAUAUCUAAGAUUAUCUUGUUUGUAUUGUUUGUAUUGGUGAGUCGCAUAUGAGACCUGUAUGAGAGUCGCGCUUAAAAGCAGCGACUCUCAUAUGGGUUUAGUCGUAAAAUUUCAUGCCACUGUUCUUUUGCAGCUUCUGAGGCUCUGCUCAGUGUCUUGCACGAAUAGAGAUUAAUUUCGGUAUUUCCACUUAAAGUGGAGAGAAAAUAUGAAAAACGCGGCAUAGUUCAAUACCUGGCGAGAGCUAAUAUCGCUUGAGCCUUUCCGUGCACAGCAAGAGCCCAUAAUCCAUAUACUUUCCCAUUAAAAACUCCUAAAACAAGCUGGAAGUUUGACCUGUUAUGACUAAAGGAGAUGCAAAUUUCCAAUCUUGAUGUUGAAAUAAUAUUCAUGGAAACUGAACAUUAAACGGUCUCUCUCAAGUACAGAAUUAAAAAGUCGAGUAUUAUGAACGCGAAAUUUUAUAACAAAGUUAGCCACGUUAUACCCUGGGUGCCAGAGGCUUUUCAUGCGCGGUUUCCGAUCUUGGUUAAGUCUUAAAAAGUGCCCCUCUCGUGUCUUCGGCCUUCAGAGACGUGCAAAGAUUAUCGUCGCACGCGAAAAAAAACCUCUGGUACCCAGUGUAACAGUAAUACAGUUGCUGUUGAAAAAAUCUUAGUCCGGAGUUUAUACUGACUUAAUUUACCCUAGAUAACAGAGGUUUUGUCAGGCGCAUGCAGCAGGGUAGAUUUAAUAAUUAUGCCCGGUAAUAAGUAGUCCGCGUUUUAUACCCAGUCCGUGUUUUAUACUCAGUCCGGAGUCCGCGUUUUAUACCUAGUCCGUAUUUUAUACCCAGUCCGCAGUCCGUGGUCCGCAGUCCGCAGUCCAUGUUUUAUACUGACCGCGUAUCAGACUUAUUACUGAAAGAGGAAAACGUUUUCGGGGACCUUGUACGAGCGCAAUUCUACGAUCAUUACUGGAAUCAGACCCUUAAGAUACAAAUGGCAUUUGAGUGGGCUUUCAUGUAUUGUAAUUUUUCCUUUCUUUUAAAAAUGGACGAUGAUACAUUUGUUGAUGUUAAAGGUUUAAUCUCACUACUUGCCAAGCCUGCAACUCCUCAAGGAAAGCUUUAUAUUGGAAAGUGUUUUGCGAAAGCCUUAGUGAAGAGGAAGGGAAAAUGGAACAUUUCGUUUGAAGAUUAUAAUGCAACAUUCUAUCCAGAGUAUUGUUCUGGGUUUGGAAUUGUCUUAUCUUCUGAUGUUAUUAAUAAGUUAGUUGAUUUGUUUGACGUUGUCCCAAAGUUCAAAGUCGACGAUGUUUACAUCGGUAUGCUGGCCGAAAAAGCUGCUGUGAAACCUAUUUUUAAGGGUGAUUUU
Porites evermanni is the source of this 5386-nucleotide messenger RNA. Lineage: Eukaryota; Metazoa; Cnidaria; Anthozoa; Scleractinia; Poritidae. The record is from the annotation of a GenBank genome assembly.